CUCCCUUGCCAUGGGUGUUUUGCUAAACAGAAACUCUGACUUUCUUCUUGGGUUCAACAUUUCAUCUGGAACUCCUACACCACUUGUAGUCAACCAGUCUCUGAAGGACAGUGAACUGGUGCAGCCAUAUUCAGAGGGCACCCAAGCGGAUGACAACUCUCCGGGUCCAGCAGUUUCCUUAGUGCUUCCCAUCAUCUAUGCCUUCAUCUGUGCCUCGGGUGUCCUGGCCAAUGGGCUGGUGAUGUCAGUGGUCCUGGGCUGCAAACAGAAGGUUGCAUCGGACAUCUACAUUCUGAACUUGGCCACGGCUGAUCUGCUGUUCCUGCUUGGCAUGCCUCUCAUCAUCCAUCAGCUGCUUCAGGAGCGAGGCUUAUUUGGAGACUUUCUGUGUUCGGCUGCAACUACCAUUGAUCUCAAUAACCAGGUCACCGGUGUGGCUAUCAUCACUCUUCUCUGCAUAGACAGAUAUGUAGCAGUGGUGUACUCAUCUACCAUUGCCCAGAGACGAACCUUGCGUUGCACAAUGAUGAUCAAUGUUGGCAUAUGGGUUGGAAGCUUGAUUCUGGCUAUUCCCGCUAUGCUGUACACCCGGAUAUUUUGUGACAACAAGACAGAGAUCUGCCUUAUAGACUUGCAUAGCGUAUACUGGUACACCCUCUAUCAAUCCUUAAUAGCAUUCCUCCUGCCUUUGCUGGCCAUUACUGACAGAAUAAUUACGGUGUUGUAUUCUUUGACUCUGCAGCAUCUAUUCCGUGCCAUGCGCCGUGUGCAUUGGAAGGCAUCCGCCCGCAGCCAGAAGGUGACUCGCAUGGCGCUCACAAUCAUUGCAGCCUUCUUCAUUUGCUGGACACCCUAUCAUGUGCUGCAGUUGAUUAAUCUGACAGCCACUCCUUCAGCAACCUUCUUCUACUUGUACCAAGCUACUAUUUGUCUCAGCUUUGCCCUCAGUUGUGUCAGCCCCAUUCUUGUUAUUUUCUGCACUGAGUUUUUCCAGGAGAAGAUGGCCCAGUCCAGGUGGGGAUAAAGAACUGUAGGUGUCCUGGUGGGAGAGCACAGCUCACUAGAGGGUCUCCAGUCAUGAUAGAAUGGCUAAUCUUCCCUCCAGUAAUGAGGGAUUGCAGCUAUAUUCCUCCCCAGAUCAUCCCUUCCUAUGCUGAGAAUUAUAGGUACCAUCAUCCAAUGCAUUUGAAAGGUGUGGGUUGACUGUUCUUUCUAGAAAUUGAUUCAUGUAUUGUGGAAAACUUCCAAAAUAGCAAUAGCACUUAGACGUAUAGUGCUGUACGGUGCUUUCUCUUUAAACAGUUUACAGAGUCAGUAUACUGACCCCAACAAUCUGGGUCCUCAUUUUACUGAACUCAGAAGGAUGGAAAGCUGAGUGAACCUUGAGCCAGUGAGAAUCGAACUGCCAAUCUGCUUGCAGUCAGCAGAAGUAGCCUGCAGUAUUGCAUUCUAAUCACUGCACCACCAUAGCUUGUAGGAGUCUGCAGUCUGCAUAUGUGCAGGAAUUUUUCCUAUCUUGGAUGGCAAACCUCAGAUAGGGAAGGUUACUUGCACGUAGGCGCCAGGAAAUGGCAUUAGAAGAUAAAGACCCUAACUCUGUAAAUAAGAGGAACAGGAGGAGAGGA
Molecule: messenger RNA, 1625 nt
Organism: Pantherophis guttatus
Lineage: Eukaryota; Metazoa; Chordata; Lepidosauria; Squamata; Colubridae
Source: RefSeq, a predicted model, not a curated record